This is a messenger RNA of Fundulus heteroclitus (mummichog), 3487 nucleotides long. It is a transcript of the gene elk1, whose product is annotated as ETS transcription factor ELK1. The transcript has 11 exons. Gene Ontology annotation, cellular component: nucleus. The coding region runs from base 1057 to 2691 and encodes 544 amino acids. NCBI's taxonomy places the organism in Eukaryota, Metazoa, Chordata, Actinopteri, Cyprinodontiformes, Fundulidae. Gene Ontology annotation, biological process: cell differentiation; regulation of transcription by RNA polymerase II. The record is from RefSeq and is a predicted model, not a curated record. Gene Ontology annotation, molecular function: DNA-binding transcription factor activity, RNA polymerase II-specific; sequence-specific DNA binding.
GUGCCGCGGUUACCAUGACUGAGAUGAGUAGCUGGGAGGCGUAAACAGGAACAAAGUGGGGAAAGUCUGCAGAGUUCGGUCGUUUUUCCCCAACAUUUUCCCGCUCCACUGACUGGACCUUGCCAACUACUUCCCCUUCGUAUUGGAGGAGCGUGGACGUUCCCGGGACACUCUGUGGAUGUUUCGGCUCUGACAGCCCGAGAAGCGGAGUGGGGGAAAUGAACUACAAUAGACCAAGCUAAGCUAAGCUAAGAGCUUUCAUUAAAACAGGCGGAGGCUAGGCUAAGCUAACAGCUUCUGACUAAAGCAAAGGCUAAGCUAAGCUAAGAGCUUCUGUUAAAACGGAGGAGGCUUGGCUAGGCUAACAUUUUCUUACGACAGCAAAGGCUAGGCUAAGAUAGGCUAACGGCUUUCAUUGAAACAGGGGGAGGCUAGGCUAGGCUAAGCUAAGCUAAGAGCUUCAGUUAAAACGGGGGAGGCUAGGCUAGGCUAACAGUUUCUUACUAAAGCAAAGGAUAGGCUAACAUAGGCUAACGGCUUCUGUUCUUACUGGACCUUCAACUUACGUAAACUUUUAUAAAACCAGUCGUAGUUCGAUUUUAAAUGUAAUAACUGUUAAUAGGUGAGAAAAUACAACAUUUCAUUUAGUAUAUAUUUUCCGUUAAAGCAUUUAUUUUUGGGGGUGGCAGGUUCGUUAGCCACAGAAAACAGAGUUCCGCUCAGCCGGAGCGCGGAUUCACCCACUACCGCCAUCUGCGAGCUCUGCUGGGCUUGGGGAGCUGAGAAAGACUCGGGGGUUGCGGUGGAGCUCUCCGAGGGUCGUUAGUAUGGAGGCUGUGGAGCCUGGCCGCGGCAGCUUGGAGCGGUUACAUAACGCCUGCAGGUCGGCAGAGAAGCUACUGAACAUCUCCUCCUCCUCUUCCUCCUCCUCCUCCUCCUCCUCCCCACUGUGACUCCUGCUCACCGACAGACCCGCAGCACAGCAGCACCAGGCCGGCGGCGGCAUGGAGGAGGUGUGAGCUCGCUGGGAGGCAGGAGGCUGAACCCGCGCUGAAGAUGGAGUCCAACCCGCUGAUAAACGCCUUGGACCCGUCCAUCACCCUGUGGCAGUUCCUGCUCCACCUCCUGGAGGACCAGCGCCAGCGCCACCUGAUCUCCUGGACGGGCGAGGACGGCGAGUUCAAGCUGCUGGACGCCGAGGAGGUGGCCCGGCUGUGGGGGCUGCGCAAGAACAAGCACAACAUGAACUACGACAAGCUGAGCCGGGCGCUGCGCUACUACUACGACAAGAACAUCAUCAAGAAGGUCAGCGGCCAGAAGUUUGUCUACAAGUUCGUCAGUCAGCCGGACCCGUCCCUGCCCGACGGGACGCGCGGCGCCGAGGACGGCCCCAAGAAGGACGCCUGUGACCUCAGCGGCCAGGGGGGCGUGGCCUCCGCCUGCCCGUCCAAGGCCUUCCCCCCGCGCUCCUCGCCCAGCGGCGGCCAGAAGAGCUCCAGAAACGACUACAUGAAGUCGGGCCUCUACUCCACCUUCACCAUCCAGUCUCUGCAGACGCCUCCCAACCCUCGGCCAAUCAAGUCCGAGCUGCUGCUGCCGCUAGACCCCGCCCUCAAGGCUGACCGCCUGGCCAGAGAGGUCUGCUUGGUGCCUGAGAGUCAGACGUCUGGGUCAGUGGGUGGCGCCGCUGACCCGGCCCUCCAGGUGAUCGUCACCCAGACGUCUCCCUGUGCCACGCCGGCCCUCAGCCCGCAGAUACCUGCCAACCCCAGCAGCCAAUCACAGAACCCCCCCGGGGCCCCUCUGAGCGAGCCGCCCCAGAUUUACCUCACCAACGUGGGGGACCCGUCCUCCCUCACUCCCCUCCUCCCUCUGGCUCCUGCCGGCGGGUCGGGAGGUUCUGCUGCCGCUCCUCACCUGUCUGUGGGCCCCCAGGUUCCCCAGCAGGACGACUGCGGGGGGGCCCCUCAGCCCCAGACCGGGCCCCACCCGCCUCAUCCCGUCUUCGUCAUCAUCAACCCCUCCCCUCCCCAGCAGCAGGCUCCGCCCCCUGCCCAGGCUCCGCCCCCUGCUCGCCCCCCUCCCCCCAUCGUCAUCAAGGAGGAGAACCUGCCGUCGGAGCAGGAGCUGCUGGAGAUGGUCUCUCUGGACAAGGAGGAGGUUCCUCAGCUGGUCCACGGCCCAGCAGAACCAGAACCGCCCCUCACCAUCGUGGAGAGCCCACCUCCUGCCGGGAUGGAGGUGCAGCAGGAAGGGGAGGAGGGGGAGGCCAAGGACUCUCCAACAGAACCUUCGUCCUCGGCAGUGACCUCGCCGUCCGGCGCCGGUCCCCCCAAACCCAAGAAGCCACGGAUCCUGGAGCUGCCGUCGUCCCCCUCGCUGCCGCCGGGCCUUUCCCUGGACAAGGUGAACGCAGCCGUCAACAGCCUGCUAGCUCCGGGCUCCGCCACCAACACGCUCACACCCACCGUCAUCACCUCCCACGCUCUGACUCCCGUCCUGCUGACGCCCAGCGCGCUGCCCUCCACCAUCCACUUCUGGAGCACGCUCAGUCCCAUCGCACCGCGCUCCCCCGCCAAGCUGUCCUUCCAGUUCCCGGCUAAUGGCAGUAAUCAGAUCCACAUCCCGGCGCUGAGCGUGGACGGACUCUCUACCCCCGUGGUUCUCUCCCCCGGCCCCCAGAAGCCCUGAGCCUGGCCCACCUUCAUCUGAAGUCCCUUCUCUCUCUGGAGGAGCAGAGGAGCGAACCAUGAGGUGUUUACAUGGCGCCACCUGCUGGAGAGUCAGAGGAUCUCCACGCAGACGCCAGGUGGACGGCCUUCUCCUCACAGCUGGCCCCCGGCCUUCAUCAAAGGCUUUUAGCAGCACUCUGAGGGCUGAUGUGGGGAAGUCCAGCGCUCCUCUGGACUUUAAGCUUUCGGACCAAAAGGCCGAUGGAGCUUCACUAACUCUGAACUCUGAGGAUUAUCUUCUCAGAUUGAUGAUCAGCUGAAACUGCUCUCUGUGCCCAUUGAGGACAAAGGUGGGAGCAGCUGGACGUCAGAGGUUGUUCUGCCUCUCUUUGGGUUUUAAACUGUUUAUUUAUUUCACUUUCUGGAAGUCAGAGUCUGAUCCGCUUUUAAGAGGUUCCACUUUGCUCUGAUUGGCCACGCUUAAGGCCACGCCCCCCUGGAGAGAUGACGACCUGUUGUCGAUCUGGGCGGACCAAUCAGGGCGUUGUGCUGCGUAAGGCUCACAUUCCUCUGUUCUUGUUAUUAUGGGCUGCUUUUCUACCCACAGCUGCAGCGGAUGUCAAACCUGUACAUAUUUCACUGAGGGCCUGCAGAGAUGCUGCCACAGGCUGGUUCUGGUGAGACGGAGGUUCCCUACAAAUCACCGGAUCAUCGGGGAAGAACCGUUUCAGAGGACCCGGGUGGAUCUUUAAAAGAACUGAUUAAAAGAACUGAUCCGAGUAAAGGAGCUGGAUGAUCCUGAGCUGGUUUAACAA